Striga asiatica is the source of this 996-nucleotide messenger RNA. Lineage: Eukaryota; Viridiplantae; Streptophyta; Magnoliopsida; Lamiales; Orobanchaceae. The record is from the annotation of a GenBank genome assembly.
UGGAAGGCCUUGGAUUUCGCGGCCCUUAAGAGGAGUUCAGUCUCGUUUUUCGAAGAAGACAAGCAUGAGACGGCCGUUUCAAAGUGGGCGCGGGCACGGACGAGAGCUGCCAAGAUCGAUCCACGUCAUCGGUAUGGACACAAUUUGCACCUCUAUUACAAAAUGUGGUUCAAAAGCGAAAGCGAACAGCCCUUCUUUUACUGGUUGGAUGUUGGAGAUGGGAAGGAAGUAAACCUCGAGAAGUGUCCGAGGACAAAUCUACAACGGCAAUGCAUCAAAUAUCUUGGACCCAAAGAGAGAGAAGCGUACGAAGUCACGAUUGAAGAAGGGAAGCUCGUGUACAAGCAAAGUGGUGCAUUGGUGGACACAGUCGAGGGCUCGAAAUGGAUAUUUGUUCUUAGCACGAUGAGAAAUUUGUACAUUGGGCAGAAGCAAAAGGGUCAGUUUCAACACUCGAGCUUCCUAGCUGGCGGAGCCAUAACGGCUGCUGGAAGAUUGGUUGCUCAUGCUGGAGUUCUCGACGCUAUUUGGCCGUACAGCGGUCACUAUCUCCCGACCGAAGAGAACUUCAACGAAUUCAUAAGCUUCCUAGAGGAGCAUUGUGUUGAUCUCACAAAUGUAAAGGCCUCGAUUCCAACAGAAGCUUCUACUUCGAAUCUCAAACAAUUGGAAACCAUUAACAGCACGUCUAACGAAAACGGGCCAGCAGGAAAGCCCGAAACCACGUGCCAUGAGGAGAAUAAGCCCGUUUACACCUUGGCCAGGCGCAUGUCCCGCAAGUGGAGCACUGGGCUCGGGCCGCGCAUCGGGUGUGUGCGUGAGUAUCCAGCCGAGCUCCAGUUUCGGGCCCUCGAGCACGUCAAGCUCUCGCCCAAAGUGUCCUUUGGCAACUAUGGCCCAAUCCCAUCUCCUAGGCCCAGCCCGAAAAUCAGGCUCUCUCCUAGAGUGGCGCAUUUGGGCCUGCCGAGCCCAAGGACCCCUAUUCCUACAGCUAAC